AACAUCAAACAAUUAACAUUAAUACUUUUGCAACCAGUCAUGGAACACAAGUACAGUACAAAAGCUUUCUUCUAUUCGUUCUAUUUGGCUAUUUGCUCCCUAGAGUCUUUCGACAUUUCUCUUGGGUAUUCAUCGCAGCAGUUGAAUUGAUUUCGUGCUCCUACAAGAGUUAGAUUGUUGAUUGCUUCUGCGAUGUUGAGGAGUGUGUUUGGUGAAUUUCUUAGUAAAGGGGUUCACAGCAAUGGAGGAAAUAAAUCUAUGCAUUGUUUGUACAUGAUGACGAAUACCGUUCACACCGGACAGUCCCACUGUUCUCCAAGGAGCUUCUUUGGGGUGGAAGAUUACCUGGAUGAUGAUAACAGCCGGCCAUACACAUACCAGAAGGAGAAGAAAUCAAAGAAUCCACAAAAGCACAUAUCAUUUAAGCAGCGGACAAUAGCGUUUAUGGAACCAUUUACCCUGGAUGUGUUUAUCUCAAAGCGAUUUGUUCAGGCUUCGCUCACUCAUAGAGUGACUUGUAAACAGGUUGCAGUUUCUGGUACCAACUCCAAGGAUAUUAAAGCUGCUCUAAAGUCCAGGUGUGAUAUACCUGCUUGUUUGGCUGUUGGUAGGAUUCUGGCUGACAGGGCGAGAGAAGCAGAUGUGUAUACAGCUUCUUACACCCCAAGAGCCAGAGACAAAUUUGAAGGGAAGGUUAGAGCUGUUGUGCAGUCUCUCAUUGAUAAUGGCAUCGAUGUUAAAGUCUAUCUUGACUGAAUAAUUACUGUGAUAUCUUAUUCAUGUCUGUUUGUGUGACUGAGCUUUAGAUUAACUCAUGCAAAUUAGUUUGGUUGGUUGGUUGGACUACAUGUAUAUUAUACGCGGCUUUCACUAUGAAGCUGUGAUCUUAACAGUUUGAAAUGAAUCAUAGAAAAAAGAUAAUGAUUCUGUA
This is a messenger RNA of Spinacia oleracea (spinach), 931 nucleotides long. RefSeq lists its product as uncharacterized. Lineage: Eukaryota; Viridiplantae; Streptophyta; Magnoliopsida; Caryophyllales; Amaranthaceae. The transcript has 3 exons. Gene Ontology annotation, biological process: translation. The record is from RefSeq and is a predicted model, not a curated record. Gene Ontology annotation, molecular function: structural constituent of ribosome; 5S rRNA binding. Bases 193 to 756 code for a protein of 187 amino acids. Gene Ontology annotation, cellular component: ribosome.